This is a messenger RNA of Carya illinoinensis, 576 nucleotides long. RefSeq names its product protein FAR1-RELATED SEQUENCE 9-like. Lineage: Eukaryota; Viridiplantae; Streptophyta; Magnoliopsida; Fagales; Juglandaceae. The transcript has 3 exons. The coding region runs from base 1 to 576 and encodes 191 amino acids. The record is from RefSeq and is a predicted model, not a curated record.
AUGGGGAUUCUCUGCAAGCAUAUCUUGUGUGUUUUUGGCAAGAAAAGUAAGUUAGAUAGAUUGCCACAGCAUUAUGUAAUGGAAAGAUGGACUAUUAAUGCUAAGAGUCAGCCUAUCCCUGACAUACCAAGUCCUACAGGGCUCCUUCAGCUAGGAUUAGAUGAUCCUACGAUGAGAAAAAGCAAGUCCAUGAUACAACUUUAUGACAUUGUUGAACUUGGGUCGCAGUCAGAAGAAAAACACAGUUUCCUCACUCGUGCAUUAAAGAAGAUUCAUAAAAAAUUACUUGCAAUGGAAGAUCACGUAGAUACUGAGGGAACACAUUAUUCAAAUAGAGGAGAGACUUGCAGUAUUGAUCAAGACCCUCCACGGGUGCCAACAAAAGGUCGACCAAAGUCUUUGAGAUCCAAGAAUCCAAAAGAAACGCAAACAACAAAGAAAAGACGCUGUAGCAUUUGCAAGGCUGAAGGACAUGCUAAAAAACAAUUGCCCUUCAGUAAGGGAUCUUCAGCCAACAUCUGUCAACCUGUCACAACCAAUGUAAUUGCAAGUUUUUAUAUGGAAGUCUGCGAGUAG